Messenger RNA from Pangasianodon hypophthalmus (striped catfish), 2595 nucleotides. RefSeq names its product iduronate 2-sulfatase (gene ids). Bases 202 to 1899 code for a protein of 565 amino acids. The record is from RefSeq and is a predicted model, not a curated record. The transcript is spliced from 9 exons. Lineage: Eukaryota; Metazoa; Chordata; Actinopteri; Siluriformes; Pangasiidae. Gene Ontology annotation, molecular function: iduronate-2-sulfatase activity.
UACCGCUGAUGUGUAAACCAGAUUGACAGAUCAGCUGACCAAUAGGAGCGGCUAUAUGGGGAGAGUCACACAGAAGGCGGGGCUUCAGGACCCAAACAGGAAGCAAAGACGGCGAAGGAAAGUCUGAAGUCUGGGCUUUAAAAUGCAGACCUUUCUGGAGUUUUUAUGUGAUGUCGCAUCGACGUGUUAAUAAGGUUAAAGAUGUUUUCAAGGGCUCACAUAUGGCUGCCUUUAUUUAUGGUUUACCUUCUGGACCUGUGUGUAUUUGCAAAAGGGAAGUUAAAUGUGCUGUACAUAAUAGCUGAUGAUCUGAGACCCACUCUGGGUUGCUACUCUGAUCCAGUGGUGAAAUCACCCAAUAUUGAUCAACUUGCCUCUAAAAGCACUGUGUUCUACAACGCCUUUGCACAGCAAGCAGUAUGUGGCCCAAGCAGGACAUCUUUCCUUACAAGUCGAAGGCCAGACACCACCAGACUGUACGACUUCAACUCCUACUGGAGAGUCAGCGCAGGCAACUACACCACCCUGCCGCAGUAUUUCAAAUCCAACGGCUACACAACGCUGUCUGUGGGGAAGGUCUUCCAUCCAGGCAUCGCCUCCAAUCACACGGAUGAUUACCCAUACAGCUGGUCUGUACCACCGUAUCAUCCACCCUCUUUCAGCUAUGAAAAGAGGAAGGUUUGCAAGAACAAAGACGGCACGCUUCACAGCAACUUGCUGUGCUCGGUGAAUGUUUCUGAGAUGCCGUUGAGAACUCUGCCUGACCUGGAGAACGCAGCAGAGGCCAUAAGACUUCUCAAAGCUAUGAAAGAUACAGAAAGUCCUUUCUUCCUAGCAGUGGGCUUCUACAAACCUCACAUUCCCUUCAGGAUCCCAGCAGAAUACCUCAAGCUGUAUCCCAUUGAGAACAUGACACUGGCUCCAGACCCAGAUGUUCCUAAAAAGCUUCCCGAAGUGGCCUACAACCCCUGGACUGACAUCCGAAAGAGAGAGGACGUCCAGGCUCUGAAUGUCAGCUUCCCGUAUGGACCAAUCCCUAAAGACUUUCAGCUGCGUAUUCGACAGCACUAUUUUGCAGCCGUAUCGUAUGUGGACGCCCAGGUCGGGAAGAUCCUGCAGGCCCUCGAUGAUCUGGACCUGGCCAAGGAAACCAUUGUGGUGUUCACCUCAGACCACGGCUGGUCCCUUGGAGAACACGGUGAAUGGGCCAAAUACAGCAACUUUGACGUAGCCACCCGUGUGCCGUUAAUAGUGUACGCUCCAGGUGUGACCUCACCUCUGCCUUGGCCUGGGGAGAAAAUGUUCUCCUAUGUAAACGUGUUUGAAAACACACAGGAGCAGUUUGACGAAGGCUAUCUAGUGCGCAGCGUGGUGGAGUUAGUUGAUGUUUUCCCCACCGUGGCGUCUCUGGCUGGCCUCGCUUCCAUUCACCACUGCCAGUUCCCUUCCUUUAAGACCGACCUGUGCACGGAGGGUUCGAACCUUGCACAUCUCCUUGGGCGCCAUGAGCGCGUCGCCAACCACCAAGCGUAUGCCUUCAGCCAGUACCCGCGCCCGAGCGACACUAUCCGAGAUGACUCGGACCUGCCUUCGCUCGCAAAUAUCACCAUAAUGGGCUACUCUGCGCGCUCCACUGACUUUCGCUUCACUCUGUGGGUGGGUUUUGACUCCUCUUGCUUCUGUGCCAAUCUGAGUGACGUGCACGCCGGUGAGCUUUACAUCCUCUCCCAAGAUCCAAACGAGGACAACAACAUCUACUACGAACAGGAUCACGCCAAAGCGGUGAUGCUGAAACUCGGUAUCCGGCACCCGUGGACAGAAAGUCUCAAAGAGCAUAUGACGUACUUUAGAGAGGCUUUGAAAAGAUCACUUUUUAAAAACACACAGUUGACAAAUUGACAAGUGACGAUUUAUAUAGCUGCUGCUCUGAGAAAGGGAAGGAAAAAUACCUUUGCAACUCACAGAACAUCUUUUGUUGUAAUUUCUGAGGGAAUAUGAACACUUGGCCAGUUGUACACUGUACGUUAAACAAUGUGGUGUUGAACAGAGAUGAAACGUAACACAAGAAGGAGAAAUACAUUGAAUUUUAACAGACAGCGAUAAAGAGUUAGCGCUUAAAGAGGUCACUUAACUGAGACCAAUACAGAUUUUAGCAGUGUCGCAAAACACUGAUGAAAAACAAUUUAAAUCUAGAAUUUCAUGUCAUUCUCUCCUGCGGCAGAGUUAUCACGGAAAUACCACGGAGAGGUUUAAAUGUGAAAACUCACCAAUCAUAUUACUCAGGUGCACCUCAGAGAAUAGUUUAACAGUGAUGAAUGUUUUGUGUGAAUGAACAUCAAGAUAAGGGAAAUAAUUCUUCAUGUCUUUCAGUUAAACUUGCACUGUUUAGUGCUUCUCAUGCCUUCACCCAGUACACAGUGUUUUAAAGACCACCUUGUACCUUUUUUCAGAUUUUGUUUGUCUUCUUGCUCUGAGAAGCUGUUAGUUGCAACACCGCUUACUCCCACAAUACAUAAAUUACUUUGGAAGACGAAUAUCAAAUAUUCAUGUGGAAGCCAAUAAAUGUAUAUUUUUCAACCUAAACAAAACACAAAA